Messenger RNA from Biomphalaria glabrata, 1824 nucleotides. Its product is annotated as BLOC-1-related complex subunit 8-like. Lineage: Eukaryota; Metazoa; Mollusca; Gastropoda; Planorbidae. Gene Ontology annotation, cellular component: BORC complex. The coding region runs from base 125 to 763 and encodes 212 amino acids. The record is from RefSeq and is a predicted model, not a curated record. The transcript is spliced from 8 exons.
CAAAGUGGUAGCCUGACAAAAGAAUCAUAAUGUCUAUCGGUGGUGAAAGUGAAAGAGCUUAUCAUAAUAAUAUUUUAUGAAGUUAAUUUAUAACCUUACGAUCUAAAUAUUAAAAUAGUCAUGCAUGAUUCUACAUUCAGUCAUAAACACACAUAUGUUAAAGGUCAUGGUUCCAAUCAUGUUUGAGAAAAGCGAGUGCCCUAAUGUAGGAAAUGACAGUUUAUAUACACGGAUGUCAGCACAGCCCUUUUACAAGGAGAAUCAAACAGAUCCAGAGCUAGAACAUAAAGUCAAAAAAUUUGCUGAUAAACUUUCAGAAACUGUGAACAUCAUUGCUAAUGAGCCAUCUUUAGCAUUUUUUCGUAUCCAAGAACAUGUUAGAAAAACUUUACCCCAACUUGUUGAUCAAAAGCAUGAAGUUGAAGACAUUCAAGCCAAAGUUCAAGGCUCAUGUUUUGAUGCAGAGUAUGCCACAAAUGCAGUCAAGGGCAUGCUAUCCAGUGCAAUACAUUUUCAAAAUAUUCAAGAUUUAUUAAAAAAUGCAAUGUUCAUGAAACAGCAAAUUUCCUACGCAGACAAAAGAAAGAUUGUGAAACAUAGUCCCAAUGGGGCUUCAACUCAACAGUUAGAGAAGUCAGGGGAUAGACAUCUACAAGCUGACCAUCAAUUAUUACCAGAAAACAUUCCUAAACAACUAGUUGAAGAUUCACAAGAAAAUGAAGAAGUUGAACAGUACAUGUCAUUAGGAGUUAACAAACUCUAGAUUUGUGGAUCAGUUCUAGCAUUGGCUGUAGUUUAGAAAUAGGAUAGUAAUUUAAGUUAUAAUAUUUCUAUUUUUCUUAAAGAAUGACCCGCGGGUCUGAAUUAAAUUAUAGCUAAAAUAGAAUUUUACAGAAAAAUUAGUUCCAAUUAAUUUUCAUGUAAUAUUGAAAUUAUUUGUAAAACAUUUUUCUAUAUAUGAUGCAGGAAUGUUUAUUUUUUUGAGUUUUCUCAUGUAUAGAAAAUAUUUUUCAGCAUUCUCCAGGAUGCAGUCUAGGUUGGCCUGAGUAAUUUGACUAUAGUAAACAAAACACUCUUCUGUUACUGUUUUUCCGUUACCAUUACUACAGACUUAAGUCUUUUUGUUUGAAAAGACAGCUUUGAAAUGCAGAAUAUAAAAUGUGUUAUUGAACUCUGUGGAUUGUACAUUUUGAACACUACUCUUCCUUUGAAGCUUAUGGUGCUUUGCUCAGGAAUAAAUAGUUCCUGGCAGUUUUUCUUUAUAUAGCUGAACAUGAUGAACUGAAUGUAUUUGUUUCCUUUUACUUCCUCCAGUCAACAUGUGUACCAAGUGGGUUUACUUUCAAAGAAUUUAUUAAAAAAAACAAUCCCAACUGAAAAUGUUAUAGAAAGUUAUGUAGUCUGUCAAAUCCUGACAAAAAUAUUUUCUUAAUUCCAUGGUUUGUAUUGCCAUUCUUAGAUGACACAUAUUUUUUUGUUUGUUUGUUUGUUUGGUAUCAGGACCCUAAUUAUGUAUCAUUAUAUAUUUAAAAGCCUAGGUAAUUAAGUAUAAUUUUAAUUACAGCAUGUGUGUGUAUUAAAGAAAAAUUAUGUUUUCUUUUUACUUGAUAAUUAUACUAGUCCUGAAGUUCAGCCUAACAGACACACCAUACACACUCAGUUGUACAUACACUGUGUAUGAUGAUUUAAAAUAAAAUAUGAAUUUAAUACAAUGAUAUUUAUACAAUGAUAUUAAAAUGAAUAAUGUGAAUGAUAAUCAGAAAUAAAUAUGAAGAUAAUAAGUCAUAGGUUGCUUGGCAACAUUGACAAAUCAUUCAUAAUGAC